CCGACCAUUACGCCACUGUUGCGCAAGGUACAGCGUUUCACACAACAAAAUCCGAAACACGCGCCAUGACUCUCGGCAACAACCCGGCCGACGGCGGCGGCGGCUGCGGCUCUUCUUCUUCUUCGUCGUUGUCGUUCAAAGUACCUCGAGUUCCCUCCUCCGCCAUCACAACAACGGCAGCUACAGCAGUUCUGGCCGCUGCAUUCAUCCCGAUGGCGUCCGGUCACGACCACCACGAAGAUCAGAUCCCCGAGGGCGCGACCAUCUCGGUCGAGCCUCUCGAUACGACACUAUGGCUUCACAUCUUUCUGCAGACGUUUGUCUUUGGUAUCCUGUUUCCCACGGGCAUGGUGUUGGGGAUCGUCAAAAGCCGCUGGCACGUCCCUCUCCAAGUCCUCGCGACCGCCCUCGCCCUCCUCGGAUACGCACUCGGCCACCUGCACAAGGGCAGACAAUUCGUCUCCAACAAUGUCCACGCCAGCUUCGCCAACAUUUUGUUUCUUAUGAUGCUCGCCCAGGUCGUCCUCGGCGUCUACCUGAAGCUGCACCUCGAAAAGGGCUUCCAAGGCCGCAUCCGCCCCUUCUUCCGCAUCCUCCACAGCAUCAACGGCAAGGCCUUCCCUCUCGCCGCCUGGGUCCAGAUGGUGUUUGGCGGAAUCACCGCUCUCGGCUUCUGCCAGGGCGACCACCUCGGCCAGUGUCUCGCCCACUUUAUCAUGGGCAGCGCCUUUAUCGCCUACGGUGUUCUCUUAACUAUCGUUCUUUUGGUCGGUCAACUAUGGUUGCGCCGCACCGGCCGUAGCCAGGAAUUCUUCGACAGCGCCGUCAUUGCCGCCUGGGGUUGCGUCAACACUUUCACCGAACACCGCUGGGGCACGGCCUGGGUCCGCAACGAUUGGCAGCACACUACGAUGGGUGUGAUUUGGUGGGCUGCUGGUCUGGCUGGUAUUUGGCUGAGCAAGAACCGGGACGGCACGCCCAAACGUAACUUUAUCCCGGGCUUUGUUUUGUUGAUGACGGGCUGGGCCAUGUCUGCGCACCCGCAGGAACUCAUGAUUAGCGCCAUGACGCACAAGAUGUUUGGGUAUAGUCUUAUGGGCGCCGGUCUGACGCGGAUCAUUGAGAUUUCGUUUAUUCUCAAGGAUAAGCCGGCUGUGUCGGACCAGGGCUACGAGACGCACAGUUUUCAAUAUGUUCCUGUUUUUCUCCUCUACGCAUCCGGCUUCCUCUUCAUGAGCGCCACCGAAGAGCAAAUGGCUCUCAUCGCCGGUUCGGGAAUCGACCACGUCGCUUACGUCCUCAUCAUUUAUUCUAUGGCGUUCAUCCUCUUCCUUUUCGUCAACAUCCUCAUCCAUCUGUACGACCGCGGUGCCAAUGCCGGUAGCCUCAACAAGAGUACCUCUACGCAUGGAAACGGCGCGAUCCGGUUGAAUGGACGGGCUACUAGCGCUACCACCAACACCCAGACUCAGCAGCAGUUGCGUGAUGCAGGCGAGUUUGAGUUGGAGGGGUUGAUGAGUGAUGAGGAAGAUGAUGAUGAGGUUGCGGCGAGGAGGAAUUUGUUGAAGAAUGAAAGGGAUGAGGUGGGGAUUGCUAGUCCUGGUACGGCGGCGAGGAGGUAG
Messenger RNA from Neurospora tetrasperma FGSC 2508, 1622 nucleotides. RefSeq lists its product as uncharacterized. The transcript is spliced from 3 exons. The record is from RefSeq and is a predicted model, not a curated record. Bases 66 to 1622 code for a protein of 518 amino acids. NCBI's taxonomy places the organism in Eukaryota, Fungi, Ascomycota, Sordariomycetes, Sordariales, Sordariaceae.